CAAGAUACAGUAAAUCAAAAUAGCUUGCUAGUUGCACCUCUCAUGGAAAAAGGCAUGCAAACCCUGAAACUACUACUGCUGUUUCUGUUGCAUCAUGGGAUAAAAGGGAAGCUCAAGAGCAACAAGGAUGGAGUUGAAGCCAUCGUCACCAUCCCUGCCCAACCUAACAUCAUCCUCCUGGUGGCUGACGACAUGGGGUGGGGGGAUCUGUGCAGUUACGGCCAUCCUACCCAGGAGUGCGGUGAGAUAGACAAGAUGGUGGCGGAGGGGAUGCGCUUCACGCAGUGGUACAGCGCAGACUCACUGUGCUCCCCUAGCAGGGCAGCGUUAUUGACAGGUCGGCUUCCCAUCCGUGUUGGUGUAUGGGGUGGAGAGAGAGUUUUUGCAAACGAUGGCAGCGGAGGCCUGCCUAAGAACGAGACAACCAUCGCUGAGGUGCUAAAGGAUGCUGGGUACGCCACGGGCAUGGUCGGCAAGUGGCAUCUAGGUAUUAAUGAGUUUUUACCUGGUGACGGAAGACACCUGCCUCACCACCACGGGUUUGACUUUGUCGGAACCAACCUUCCAUUUACCAACCACUGGGCUUGCGACGAAUCCAAGGUUCACCUGGCUCACCCUAACCCCAUAAAGUGUUUCCUGUACUGGAACGCCACGCUGGUCCAACAGCCCUUCAGACACGACAACCUGACGGCCUCCUUCCUACAGGACUCCGUAGCCUUCAUACACAGCAACAAGGACACGCCCUUCUUCUUGUACCUCUCCUUUGCUCACAUGCACACUGACAUGUUCUCUGCACCCAGGUUUAGGGAGACAUCGAGGAGAGGUAGAUAUGGGGAUGGCCUACGUGAGCUGGACUGGGCUGUAGGAGAGGUGCUGAAAACACUCGUCAGUCUGCAGAUCCAGCACAGAACCCUGGUGAUCUUCCUGUCGGAUCACGGGGGGCAUCUUGAGAUCUGCACAGAGGGGGGAUCAAAUGGGAUACUCAAAGGUGGCAAGGCAUCCACAUGGGACGGAGGGUUGCGUGUCCCUGGAAUAGCCUGGUGGCCAGGUGUUGUUGCACCUGGGCAGGUGUCCCAGCACCUGGUCAGCUCCAUGGACGUGUUCCAGACAGCUGCUGAGCUGGCAGGUGUGACUCCGCCGAAGGAUCGCAUCUAUGACGGGAAAAGCCUGGUUCCAAUUUUGCUCGAAAAGGCGCCGGCUGUUCCAACAAGUAAAUUACCUCCCUCUCCGCGAACCCUGUUUCACUACUGCUCUGAUAGACUGAUGGCUGUUAGGUACGGGGAGUACAAAGCACAUUUCUACUCAAUGGAGCUGCCUACUAAUUAUACAGAACACUGUCCAAGUGGUGUGCCAAAAGUAGAGUACUACACAUCAUUUGAUUGUUACGGACCUCACAUCACGCAUCAUGAACCACCCCUACUCUACAACAUAGAUAGAGAUCCUGGAGAACUUUAUCCUCUGCCUGUAGGACAAUAUGAUGAAGUUAUAGCAAAUAUACUUGCAGCAAAACUUCAGCAUCAAGCCAGUUUAGUGCCUGGAAAGGCCCAGUGCAAAGAGACAUCUACAACAUUACAACCCUGCUGUAACCCUCCCUUUUGUUAUUGUAAUUACAAGCCAGCAAGUCAUAGAUGAAGAUAUGGAUGAUAAAGUCAUUUUUUCUUUCUGUUUAUUACUAUGUUAGGUACAUUGUACUUAAUAUGAAAAUGCACAAAGUGUUGUAUACAAUGUAUUUAUGAUUGUGAUUAUCACCUAUUCAAGCCAAAGUGAGCUAAAGCUUGUAGUUUGUUUAUUGUCAUUGGACAUUAAGAAAGCUUUAUCAUCAGUGCUAUGUAUCAUGAUUCUUGACAGCAGUGAACAUACACAUAUACCAAGGACGUUAUAUCAGCCUUGCAUAUACAAAUACACCCUACUCCCACCAAAGUACCUUUAUUAGCAAUGCCAUGUUAAACUGCAUGAUGAUUUCACUCCAACAUACCAAUUGAAAGAAAAUAAAUGACAUAACUUAAGAAUCAUA
This is a messenger RNA of Branchiostoma floridae (Florida lancelet), 2014 nucleotides long. RefSeq names its product arylsulfatase-like. Bases 43 to 1632 code for a protein of 529 amino acids. The transcript has 6 exons. Gene Ontology annotation, molecular function: arylsulfatase activity. The record is from RefSeq and is a predicted model, not a curated record. NCBI's taxonomy places the organism in Eukaryota, Metazoa, Chordata, Leptocardii, Amphioxiformes, Branchiostomatidae.